AUGAGGGUGUCCGUGCCGGGUCCGGCGGCCGGCCGCGAGCCCUCGACGCCCGGCGGGGGUGGCGGAGACGCGGUCGCUGCCGCCUCGGGCGCCGCGGUGCCUGGCUCGGUGCAGUUGGCGCUGAGCAUCCUGCACGCCCUGCUCUACGCCGCGCUCUUCGCCUUUGCCUACCUGCAGCUGUGGCGGCUGCUCCUGUACCGCGAGCGGCGGCUGAGUUACCAGAGCCUCUGUCUCUUCCUCUGUCUCCUGUGGGCAGCGCUCAGGACCACCCUCUUCUCCGCCGCCUUCUCGCUCAGCGGCUCCUUGCCCCUGCUCCGGCCGCCCGCUCACCUGCACUUCUUCCCCCACUGGCUGCUCUACUGCUUCCCCUCCUGUCUCCAGUUCUCCACGCUCUGUCUCCUCAACCUCUACCUGGCGGAGGUUAUAUGUAAAGUCAGAUGUGCAACUGAACUUGACAAACACAAAAUUCUGUUGCAUUUGGGCUUUAUAUUGGCAAGCCUUCUCUUUUUAGUGGUGAACUUGACUUGCGCAAUGUUAGUCCAUGGAGAUGUCCCAGAAAAUCAGUUGAAAUGGACUGUGUUUGUUCGAGCAUUAAUUAAUGAUAGCCUGUUUAUUCUUUGUGCCAUCUCUUUAGUUAGUUACAUAUGCAAAAUUACAAAAAUGUCAUCAGCAAAUGUCUACCUCGAAUCAAAGGGUAUGUCUCUAUGCCAGACUGUUGUCGUAGGCUCUGUGGUCAUUCUUCUGUACUCUUCAAGAGCAUGUUAUAAUUUGGUGGUGAUCAUCAUUUCUCAGGAUACAUUAGAAAGUCCAUUUAAUUAUGGCUGGGAUAAUCUUUCAGAUAAGGCUCAUGUAAAAGACAUAAGUGGAGAAGAGUAUAUUGUAUUUGGAAUGGUCCUCUUUCUGUGGGAACAUGUGCCAGCGUGGUCAGUGGUACUGUUUUUCCGGGCACAGAGAUUAAACCAGAAUUUGGCACCUGCUGGCAUGAUAAACAGUCACAGUUAUAGUUCCAGAGCAUACUUCUUCGACAAUCCGAGACGAUAUGAUAGUGAUGAUGACUUGCCAAGACUGGGAAGUUCAAGAGAAGGAAGUUUAUCAAAUUCACAAGGUUUGGGCUGGUACGGCACCAUGACUGGCUGUGGCAGCAGCAGUUACACAGUCUCUCCCCACCUGAAUGGACCUCUGACAGACACUGCUCCUUUGCUCUUUACUUGUAGUAACUUAGAUAUGAACAGUCACCAUAGCUUAUAUGUAACACCACAAAACUGA
This is a messenger RNA of Budorcas taxicolor (takin), 1266 nucleotides long. RefSeq names its product G protein-coupled receptor 137C (gene GPR137C). Gene Ontology annotation, cellular component: lysosomal membrane. Gene Ontology annotation, biological process: positive regulation of TORC1 signaling. The record is from RefSeq and is a predicted model, not a curated record. The transcript has 7 exons. Bases 1 to 1266 code for a protein of 421 amino acids. NCBI's taxonomy places the organism in Eukaryota, Metazoa, Chordata, Mammalia, Artiodactyla, Bovidae.